CUAUUUCUGUGAUUUUCUGGUGAAUGCGGCAGUGGAUAAGCGUAGUGGAAUUACCAGGUUUUCGUCGGUUACCGCAGUAAGUGUAUAGGAUUGUGACGGAGAACUAACUAACAAUAUACCUUAAAACAUUGUAGUUACCGCUGCCAUCGUAAGUAAGUUGACGCAACGUAGAAAAAAUGAUUAACGAAUCAACGAAUGACAGUGCACCUAACAAGAAAUGUUUACCAGCAAAUAUCAAAACAGAAUGUGAAGAACUACAGCAAAUCCGGUAUGAUUCCGGUAGCUACAAUGAAAUUACUAAAGGUGAGACGAAUGUUUACCAUGCACAGGAGGUUGCCCUCAAACAGGAAGAAAGCGCAAAUAUAGUAUCUUCCACUUCAACUAUUGAUGUUCGAACUAAACACCUGUGUCAGAUUUGUGGAAAACAAUUCGUCCAGAAACGAAACCUAAUCCAGCACCUGACCAUUCAUAGCUCUGACAAACCGUACACCUGCGAUGUAUGCGGAAAGGAUUUUGCCACUCACGAGUACCGCACUCGGCACAUGUCUGUUCACACGGGUAACUACAAACAUAAGUGUGCAAUAUGUGGGCAAGGAUUCAUAAUCAAAUCACGCUUGGAAGAGCACCAGAGCAACCAUACAGGGGAGCGUCCUUACGAAUGCACUGUAUGCGGAAAAGAUUUUGCCAGUAAAUUUAGUCUAACUCAACAUAUGAGUGUUCAUACGGGAAAAUACAAAUAUAAGUGUGAUGUGUGUGACAAAGGCUUUCAUACAAAAUCACACUUUGGGGAGCACAAACUCAUUCAUAGUGGCGAGCGACCCUUCAAAUGCAGUGUUUGUGGGAAAGAUUUUGCCACUAACGAUUAUCUCACACGGCACAUGACAAUUCAUACGGGCGAUUACAAGCAUAAGUGUGCCGUGUGCGGUCAAGGAUUCAUGAUGCGAGCACGCUUGAAGGAACACGAGUACAGCCAUACAGGGGAGCGACCCUUCAAAUGCACUGUAUGCGGAAGAGCUUUUACCACCGAACGUGGUAUGACGGAACACGUGGGCAACCACAUGGGUCAGUACAAAUUUACGUGCGAAGUUUGUGGGAAAGGUUUUCAACAAAAAACCCACUUUAGGGAGCACGCACACGUGCAUACAGGAGAGCGACCGUAUCAAUGCAGUGUAUGCGGAAAAGAUUUUGUCAGUAAGCAGAGCCAAAUUCAACACAUGUCUACUCAUACGGGCGAGUACAGGUUUAAGUGUGGUGUGUGUGACAAAGGUUUUUAUUUAAUUUCACACCUUAGGUAUCACGAACUCAUUCAUAGCGGUGAGCGGCCCUUCAAAUGCACCGAAUGUGACAAAGCUUAUCGAACCAAACCACACCUCAUGGAACACAUGUACCUGCACACUCAAGAACGACCUUACAAAUGCACCGUUUGCGGUGAAGAUUUUGUCGGUAAACUUAUGCUUGCUGGACACAUGAAUAUACAUUCAAGCAAAAGUAAAUAUAGAUGCGAAGAGUGCGGUAAAACUUUUUCCGAUAGUUCAAAUUUGAAGAAGCACAAACGCGUCCAUACCGGAGAGCGACCUUUCAAAUGCACUGAAUGUGGGAAACAAUUUUCCACUAACUCUACCCUAAUGAACCACAUGUCUCUUCACACCGGUAAUUACCCACAUAAGUGUGAUGUUUGUGGCAAAGGAUUCAGAGACAAAUACCGAUUGGCAGGGCACGCCUUCAGUCAUACCGGCAAGAGUCCUUACAAGUGCACGAUCUGUGAAAAAGUGUUCAAUGUACCGUCAGGAUUGAAGAAACAUGAACGUAUUCAUUCAAAACCCUCCAAGUGGUGACAGACACGAGUGUAUUGACUGACAAAAGACUUAUCGUUAAUGUAGGUUUAGAAACUCACAAGCGAUUCCAUACAUAAGGAGAACAUUUUUGAAAGUAUACAUUAUCUGACAAGACAGUUAAUGCAGUCAAUGUACUGAAUGUAAUGUUGGUUAAAUUAAAAUCUAUGAAUUGAAGGCAAAAUAAAAAAUAUCUCUGCGGAAAA
Malaya genurostris is the source of this 2038-nucleotide messenger RNA. RefSeq names its product zinc finger protein OZF-like. The transcript is spliced from 2 exons. Gene Ontology annotation, biological process: regulation of DNA-templated transcription. Bases 177 to 1835 code for a protein of 552 amino acids. The record is from RefSeq and is a predicted model, not a curated record. Gene Ontology annotation, molecular function: DNA-binding transcription factor activity, RNA polymerase II-specific; RNA polymerase II cis-regulatory region sequence-specific DNA binding. NCBI's taxonomy places the organism in Eukaryota, Metazoa, Arthropoda, Insecta, Diptera, Culicidae.